CUUCCGGCGAGGCCCCGCAGGGCCCCUGAGGUCGGCAAGCUGGCUCCCCGCGUGGCCACCGGGACCCCGGAGCCCAACGGCGGGGGCGGCAGCAAAAUCGACAGCAAUGUAGAGAUCACCCCCAACCCCAACGGAGUCGGAAGCCUCGGAGAUGCGGUGCCCGCCGAGCAGAUGCAGGGGGAGCGGCAGCGCGAGCGGGAGGGGGCGGGCGAGACGGGCCGCGGCGGGCUGGGCAGCAGCCUGUCUCUGGCCGUGCCCUCCGGGCCCCUCAGCUUCGAGGCGCUGCUCGCCCAGAUAGGGGCGCUGGGUGGGGGCCAGCAGCUGCAGCUCGGCCUCUGCUGCCUGCCUGUGCUCUUCGUGGCGCUGGGCCUGGCCUCGGACCCCAUCUUCACGCUGGCGCCCCCGUUGCACUGCCACUACGGGGGCCCCAACGCCUCCGGCUGGGAGCAGCCCCCCAACGCCAGCGGGGUCGGCGUCAGCGGGGUCGGCGUCGCCAGCGCCGCGAUACCCGCCACCCGCAUCGGCGCCACCAGCACAGACCCCUCGUGCAGCGGCUUUGCCCCGCCGGACUUCAACCACUGCCUCAAGGACUGGGACUACAACGGCCUGCCCGUGCUCACCACCAACGCCAUCGGCCAGUGGGAUCUGGUGUGUGACCUGGGCUGGCAGGUGAUCCUGGAGCAGAUCCUCUUCAUCCUGGGCUUUGCCUCCGGCUACUUGUUCCUGGGCUACCCUGCGGACAGGUUUGGCCGCCGUGGGAUUGUGCUGCUGACCUUGGGGCUGGUGGGCCCUUGUGGAGUGGGAGGGGCUGCUGCAGGCUCUGCCACCGGCGUCAUGGCGCUUCGAUUCCUCCUGGGCUUCCUGCUUGCCGGAGUUGACCUUGGUGUCUACCUGAUGCGCCUGGAGCUGUGCGACCCAACCCAGAGGCUUCGGGUGGCCCUAGCAGGGGAGUUAGUUGGGGUGGGGGGACACUUCCUGUUCCUGGGCCUGGCCCUUGUCUCUAAGGACUGGCGGUUUCUGCAGCGAAUGAUCACCGCUCCCUGCAUCCUCUUCCUGUUUUAUGGCUGGCCUGGUCUGUUUCUGGAGUCUGCACGGUGGUUGAUAGUGAAGCGACAGAUUGAGGAGGCCCAAUCGGUGCUGAGGAUCCUGGCUGAGCGGAACCGGCCCCAUGGGCAGAUGCUGGGAGAGGAAGCCCAGGAGGCCCUGCAGGACCUGGAGAACACCUGCCCUCUCCCUGCAACAUCCUCCUUUUCCCUCGCAUCCCUCCUCAACUACCGCAACAUCUGGAAAAACCUGCUCAUCCUGGGCUUCACCAACUUCAUUGCCCACGCCAUUCGUCACUGCUACCAGCCUGUGGGAGCAGACGGAGGGAGCCCGUCGGACUUCUACCUGUGCGCCCUGCUAGCCAGCGGCACGGCAGCCCUGGCCUGUAUCUUCCUGGGGGUCACCGUGGACCGAUUUGGCCGCCGGGGCAUCCUGCUUCUCUUGAUGACCCUCACUGGCAUUGCGUCUCUGGUCCUGCUGGGCCUGUGGGAUUAUCUGAAUGAUUCCGCCAUCACCACCUUCGCUGUGCUUGGCCUCUUCUCCUCCCAAGCCGCUGGAAUCCUCAGUACCCUCCUUGCUUCUGAAGUCAUCCCCACCACUGUCCGGGGCCGAGGCCUGGGCCUGAUCAUGGCACUGGGGGCACUGGGAGGGCUGAGUGACCCCGCCCAGCGGCUGCACAUGGGCCACGGAGCCUUCCUGCAGCACGUCGUGCUGGCUGCCUGCGCCCUCCUCUGCAUCCUCAGCAUCAUGCUUCUGCCGGAGACCAAGCGCAAGCUCCUGCCCGAGGUGCUCCGGGACGGGGAGCUGUGCCGCCGGCCUUCGCUCCUGCGGCAGCCACCCCCUAGCCGCUGUGACCACGUCCCGCUGCUUGCCACCCCCAACCCCGCCCUCUGAGUGGCCUCUGAGCUCGCUGGCAGGAGGCUGGCCCAUACGGAAAGGUGACAGAAGGCCCUGCCUGGUAAGACAAUUGGGAGGCUCAGAGGCAUCUCCCGCCAGCCAUCAAGUAGAGCUCAGAGGGCUGCCCCUACCCCGUCUCCUCCCUGCUGCUUGUGUUCACUCCCUUGGCAAGAGUCAGGGGGCAGGGAGAGAGCUCCACGCUGUAACCACCUGUUCUGGGCUUCACCCUGUGCCCAAAGACAUCCUCCCAGACCUCAUUCUUUCUUGCUCUGUCAUUCUGUUUCAAUAAAGACACUGGUGAAAUGAGCAUA
Messenger RNA from Pipistrellus kuhlii (Kuhl's pipistrelle), 2252 nucleotides. RefSeq names its product solute carrier family 22 member 17 (gene SLC22A17). NCBI's taxonomy places the organism in Eukaryota, Metazoa, Chordata, Mammalia, Chiroptera, Vespertilionidae. Gene Ontology annotation, biological process: transmembrane transport. Gene Ontology annotation, molecular function: transmembrane transporter activity. Gene Ontology annotation, cellular component: membrane. Bases 172 to 1938 code for a protein of 588 amino acids. The transcript has 10 exons. The record is from RefSeq and is a predicted model, not a curated record.